This is a messenger RNA of Tupaia belangeri chinensis (Chinese tree shrew), 675 nucleotides long. RefSeq names its product relaxin 3 (gene RLN3). Gene Ontology annotation, cellular component: extracellular region. The record is from RefSeq and is a predicted model, not a curated record. Lineage: Eukaryota; Metazoa; Chordata; Mammalia; Scandentia; Tupaiidae. Gene Ontology annotation, molecular function: hormone activity; G protein-coupled receptor binding.
AUGGCCAGGCGCGCUCUGCUGUCCCUGCUGACGCUGUGGGUGCUGGCUGGGGACCUGCGCUGGGGCCCGGGGCCCGAGGCCCGCCCUGCACCGUAUGGCGUGAAGCUCUGCGGCCGCGAAUUCAUCCGCGCCGUCAUCUUCACCUGCGGGGGCUCGCGGUGGAGACGCUCGGAUUCCCUGGCCGGAGAAGCUGUGGGCGAUGCCUUCUUGAACGCGGAAGCCGAUACAGACCGCCUGGCUGGAGAGCUGGAUGAGGCUGUGAGCUCCAGCGAGUGGCUGUCCCCGAACAAGUCCCCCCAGGCCUUUUAUGGGGGGCGACCUGGCUGGCAGGGAACCCCAGGGGCUCCUCGGGGCAGCCGAGAUGUCCUGGCUGGCCUGUCGGGCAACUGCUGCAAAUGGGGGUGCAGCAAAAGUGAAAUUAGCAGCCUGUGCUAGUGCGGGGUUAGGGUUAGGGUUAGGGACCCUGGCGGGGCUCAGGUCUGGGAGCCUCGCGCAUCCAUUGGUCUGCAGGCUCCAGAGACCAGGCGCCGGGGGGCCCCCCAGCACAAUCCCUCACCCCAACCCACCACCCUCCACCCCCUCUUUGCCUUCCAGCCCCUCUCCCUCCAGCCCCCCUGCCCCAUCCCUAAGACUGGACCUGGGGGAUAGCGGGUCCAGACAGUGGGUCCUCCCCGC